AUGCAGGAUGUUGAUGGCAGUGAUAUAGUUCAGUCUGACUAUGAGUCAGACAAGGAGCAGGGUGGUCAGGAAAAGAAUCCUCUUUUGGAAGCACUUGAUGACGGGGAAGGGCCUACUCAGGAAGAGAUUACAAAUAACUGGUUUAGUCAGGAUAUCUUUGCCGAAGCUGUAGAGCAGGGGGAUUUGGAUAAGUCUGAUAGUGAGGAUGAAAUGCAGGUUGAAAGGCAGGAGAAACCUUCCUUGGUAGGAAAGGCCAAGGAGAAUAAUGCAAUUCAAAAUGUUAAGAAAAAGAUUGAAAAUGAUGCUGCAGGGUCCAAUCACCAUCAAGUCCAAGCUUCAAAGGCAGAGGACGAUUUUGAGAUAGUACCGGCUCCUGGUACAGAUUCAAGUGAUGACUCAUCAUCAGAUGAAUCGGAGGAUAUGGAUAUUGAUAAGAAAGCCGAGAUACUGGCAUGUGCAAAGAAAAUGCUGAGGAAAAAGCCAAGGGAACAUAUGCUUGAUGAUGCGUAUAAUAAGUACAUGUUUGAUGAUGAGGGCUUGCCCAGGUGGUUUUUGGAUGAGGAAAAGAGGCACCGCCAACCAAUCAAACCUGUGACCAAAGAAGAGAUCAAUGCAAUGAAAGCGCAAUUUAAAGAAAUUGAUGCCCGGCCUGUAAAGAAGUUGGCAGAGGCUAAAGCUCGAAAGAAGCGGGUAGCCUUUAGGAAGCUUGAGAAGAUUCGUAAGAAGGCAAACACGAUAUCAGACCAGGCAGACAUCUCUGAUCGUUCAAAGAGGAAGCAAAUUGAACAAAUGUAUAAGAAGGCCGAGCCUAAGAGGCCUCAGAAGGAGUAUGUGGUUGCAAAGAAAGGAGUUCAGGUCAGGGUUGGCAAGGGUAAGGUCCGUGUCGAUCGACGGAUGAAAAAGGAUGCAAGGGGUAGCGGUGCGGGUAAAAGGCCAGGUAAAGGCAAUUCAAAGAAAAGUAAAAGUAGUGGCAAGGCUCAGAAAGGCAAGGGGCCUGGAAAGGCUUCAACAAAGCCAGGAAAGGCUUCAGCAAAGCCAGGAAGGAAGGGUGGCAGAUGA
Molecule: messenger RNA, 1059 nt
Organism: Prunus armeniaca (apricot)
Lineage: Eukaryota; Viridiplantae; Streptophyta; Magnoliopsida; Rosales; Rosaceae
Source: the annotation of a GenBank genome assembly